This is a messenger RNA of Pseudomyrmex gracilis, 1528 nucleotides long. RefSeq lists its product as uncharacterized. Lineage: Eukaryota; Metazoa; Arthropoda; Insecta; Hymenoptera; Formicidae. The transcript is spliced from 3 exons. The record is from RefSeq and is a predicted model, not a curated record. Bases 44 to 1237 code for a protein of 397 amino acids.
CGUCGUGUCGCCUCAUUUACGUUCCGAUCACGACGCGGUAACGAUGGGUUCCCACAUUAUUUUCUUAAUAGCCGUCAUCGUAUAUUGCAGCGAGAUACACAGUAACGCUCUUCCGACUUCCGUCGCCAAACCCGAAGACACCGUUCUCGCGGAGACACGCGACAGUCAGGUAACCGAAAAGAGAUUUUUGUGGGAAAAUCUCGAUCCGUCAUCGCGACGCCAACCGAUAAAAAAACCUACGAAGAUAGAAGAAUCGAACAGUCCGAAUAACGCGAGCGGUGAAAUGCGCUCGAGAAAGUCACGAUUUCUGAACAGUCUGGCCUUCCUGGCUGGUCUCAGCUUCGGAGGACUGGCCACCGCGGCAUCGUCCACCGUGAAAUCCAUCGCCAAGCUUCCGUCUCAAGCGUCUUUGAGUUUGAAUCUAAACGACGCCAAAACCUCGCCUUACAUCGCCGCUUAUUACAGUCCCGUGCUACCUUAUCCCUUUAUCUAUCCCAGUUCUUUUAAAAUCGUGCCGGUGAUCGAUCCCACGAGGCCCCAAGCGAAUUUGCCCAACGAUCUAACGGCGCAAGUGAUCAGUGUAUUCGAUCAACAGCCGAACGACCUCGCCGGGAGCAAUGAGGACUACGCGAAUGAGGGAAAAGAACCCGAAAACAGAGCCGACGUUAUAUCGCAAGCUGAAGCCGAUCGGAACGCGGAAGAGAAGACGAUGAUACGCGGCUGCAAAGGGAGCCAACGGAAAUAUGACAGCUCCUCCAAAGGAUCGAGCAGAGAACGUGAGAAUUUUCACGUGGACGCGGACAGCUCGCGAGCGCUUUUCAAUUUUAAAGUCAAGGCGAACAUGACCGACGGCAAUGCGAAUCAGACCGCAAACACAACUACGCCUGCGACAACAAAUCUGGUUGGAAACAACUCGCAAAAUGUGACCUAUUAUCCUCCUUACUUUCCUUUCCCGGGAUAUUUCGGCGGUUAUCCGCAAAACGUAAACCACGUGGAUCUCACAACGAAUCCGAGCGCGUAUCACUACGGUUACGACCAGAUCAAUUAUAACCCGUCUCACGAGCAGACUCAUUUUUAUCACGACGACAGAUACAAUGUUCAUUCAUCAAGUUCGCACUUGCCCGGACCGUACUCGUUCGGUCAGACGAACGAAUACGUAGACGCGAACUUCGACCGAUUGUAUCACUCGGAAUAUCAGUCGCCGACGUAUAGCGACGGUUUCCAACCCGUAAAAUAAGUUUAUCUAUCAUUUUCAUACAAGAAAAAAAAAUUAAUUCCAUUAAAUUUUAUCGAAUACUGCAAAAUAGGUCGUGUCUGACGAUUCUCUUACCAAGAACCCUUUUGUUGCUCUGUUCAAUUAUAUUAACAUCCACACAAGAAACGGUUUAGAAUUAAUUAAUUUCAAUGUAAAGGUUGGGGGGAUGUGUGUGCGUGUUUACAUUUUUAUAAGAUUGUAAUUCUUAUUAUGUAUAUUGCUUAUAUGUUUUUUGAAGUUUCUUAUAAAUACACGAAUGUUUUUAUAAUUUUC